UCUUCUCGUCAUUUAGCAAUCUAGCAUCUCUCAAACUUUUCAUCCAGCCUUGAAACUCCAUCAAAUCUCCGAACUCCUAAAUUCUCUCUCCUAAACAUCCCAAAACUCCUACUUCAAAUCAAAUGAUUCACUCUUGUCAUCUUCCCCAAUUCAAACCCUAACCCUAAUUCCCCAAUUCUGGGAGAGGUUGGAGCAAUCAAAAAUGGCAGAAAUCUCACCCUCUCCACCUCCUCCCACUUUCGACGACUUCAUAUGGUACGGCAACAUCCAGUACCUCCUCAACAUCUCCGCUAUUGGAGCACUCUCUUGUCUUUGCAUCUUUCUCCUCGUUAAGCUCCGGAGCGAUCACCGCCGCAUCCCUGGCCCUUUCUCUCUCCUAUCGAAGCUCCUCGCCGUCUGGCACGCCACUGCCCGUGAAAUCGCUCUCCAUUGCGGCGCUGACGCAUCGCAAUUCCUUGUUAUCGAAGGCGGUACCUUUGCCACCCUCUCUGCUACCUCUGUUGUUGCUUUUUUUGCUGUAUUGCUCAAUAUUUACGCAGGAAAUGUGGCGAUGGAUGAUGUUUUCUCGAAAACAACGAUCACCCACAUCGCGAAAGGUUCGUUUACUUUGUGGGUUCAUUUUGUUUUUAUGGUUGGUAUUGUUUAUUUGGUUCAUAAGGGUGUUUGUAGGAUUGAGGAAUGGUUGAAAUUUACUAGGUUUAGAGAUGGGUUAGGAAAUCCUAGUGACCCCAGUGCGAUUUCGAGUGCGAUUUUUACGAUUAUGGUUCAGGGUGUACCUAAGAGUCUGGCUACUGAUAAGACUCCCUUUGAGGAGUAUUUUCAGUAUAAGUAUCCUGGGAAAGUGUAUAAGGUGAUUGUUCCUAUGGAUUUGUCAAAUUUGGAUGAUUUGGUGGAGGAUUUGCUUAAGGUUAGGGAUGAUAUCUCGAAGCUGGUGGCAAAGAUGGAUGCUCAUUUCGUCUAUGGUGAGAGCGAAGAGGAGGGUGAAUAUUUACGAAGUUAUGAGGGAGGGGAUGGUGUUUGCGGAAAGGUGAAGAGGUUUUGGGGGGAGGUGUGUGAGAGAAUUGGUUGUACUGAUGAGAAGAGGUUGAGGAGGUUGCAGGAGUUGAGGGCUGAUCUUGAGACUCAGGUGGCUGCAUAUAAGGAGGAUGGAGGGCCGGGAGCAGGGGUCGCGUUUGUGGUCUUUAAGGAUGUGUAUACAGCAAACAAAGCUGUUCAAGAUUUUAGAAUGGAGAAACGAAUGAGGAUUGGAAGGUUCUUUUCAUUGACAGAAUUACAGUUGGAAAGAAAUCAAUGGAGAGUUGAAAGAGCGCCUUUGGCAACUGAUAUUUAUUGGCGCCAUUUAGGUUCGACAAAACUCUCAUUGAAAUUACGGAGGAUUAUUGUUAACACCCUUUUAUUAUUGAUGCUGUUGUUCUUCAGCUCCCCUUUAGCAGUGAUAUCUGCUUUACAAAGGGCAGUAAGGAUUAUCAAUGCAGAAGCCAUGGAUAAUGCUGAAUCAUGGUUAUCUUGGCUGCAAAGCUCAAGUUGGAUCACAGCAAUAUUUCUUCAGUUCUUGCCCAACGUGCUUGUGUUUGUGAGCAUGUAUAUUCUAAUCCCAGCAGCAUUGUCCUAUCUCUCUAAGUUUGAAAAGCACAUUACAGUUUCUGGAGAACAAAGGGCAGCACUAAUCAAAAUGGUUUGCUUCUUUUUGGUAAACCUGAUAGUAUUAAGGGGUUUGGUUGAGUCUUCUCUUGAGAGCACAAUCCUUAGCAUGGGGCGGUGUUAUUUGGACGGGGAAGAUUGCAAGAGGAUAGAACAGUAUAUGAGUGCCUCAUUUUUGGCAAAGUCAUGCCUCUCUUCACUUGCAUUUCUAAUUACUUGCACUUUCCUGGGUAUAUCAGUUGAUUUACUUACCCCAAUUCCAUGGAUAAAGAGGAAUCUGCAGAAGUUUCGGAAGAAUGACUUGCUUCAAUUAGUACCUGAACAGAGUGAAGACUAUCCACUAGAAGCUGAUGUAAUCGAUACCCUUCGUAGACCUUUGAUCCCUGAUGAAGAAUUUGGGCCUGCAGUUAGAAAUGGUGGAAGGUUGAAUGUGAUUGAUUUACAGGGGCAUGAUCUCUCUGUCUAUCCAGUUAGUGGAGCUUCACCCAUCCCUAAGCAAAACUUUGAUUUUGCACUGUAUUACGCGUUUAAUCUCACCAUUUUUGCCCUUACUAUGAUAUAUUCCUCAUUUGCACCCCUCGUAGUUCCAGUUGGUGCUGUAUACUUUGGUUACAGGUACAUGGUCGAUAAGUACAACUUCUUAUUUGUGUACCGAGUUCGGGGUUUUCCUUCUGGAAACGAUGGUAAAUUGAUGGACACUGUAUUGUCAAUCAUGCGUUUCUGUGUGGAUCUCUAUCUGAUCUCCAUGCUCCUGUUCUUUUCAAUCCACGGAGACUUGAUGAAGCUACAAGCAAUAUUCACUUUGGGUGUAUUUGUAAUGUAUAAACUGUUACCUUCAGGUAGUGAUGGCUUUCAGCCAGCUAUCUUGCAAGGUGUACAGACUGUUGAUCGUGUUGUAGAAGGGCUUAUUGAUUACGAGGUGUUCUCACAACCUAGAUUUGAUCGGGAUACAAUAUAUAGUUGAUACGAGGCUUCUACACUUGCAGAUUGUUUCCUUCAUGUUCAUAAUGUAUAAAUCUGUCACGGAUUUGCAAAGAAUGGGAGGUAAAGUUAUGAAGAGCAGUCUUAGGGAUUCAGAGCAGUUGUCUAAUGGUGGAAGCAAACACCGGCCUGUUUGUCCGAAGCCUCGUCGCCCUGUUCCCGAUAUCCCUGAAGUUCUUAAGCCCUUGAGUUGCAACAAAUACAGGCAUUCAAAUCAAUCAAAUAUUGAUGGAAAGAACGGAAUUUUGAGAAUGCUGGAUGAAAAGAUUAUAAAUGAAGGAAAUGAAUCUACUUGUGGUGGUUGCGCUGCAGCAUCCUACCCCGGAUCUCCACCCGGAAGAACGGAUAAUCCGAUUAUCCAUGAUCUACAAUUUAUCCAUCAAAUGGAGCUUCUCUCUCCCGUGUACAAAGCUCUCUGAAAAAUUCAGCUUCAACUCUCCAAUUUGAACAACAUGUUAUACCAUGAGUUUGUUAGAGUAAAUAAUUUUUACAAAGUUAUAUAGAUAGCUUCAUAGGGCAACGGUACAUAGACAUGAUUUCACCUCAUAUUUAUUACCAAGCCAUAGAGAUUUUACCGACUAAAAUGUUGCAAUCAAUCCAUACUAGGGUAAAUAUUACUCCGUAGUAAAAUGAGAACUAUUGUAUUCUUGUACGUGUAGUUUUAUUAUGAAGUUGGUUAUUUGUGUGUAUAUAUGAAGUUACCCUCAUGCGGAGGGUUUCCUAAAUUCAUUUUUCUCUCUCUCUCUCUCUCUUCCGUGCCCAUAAUCCGCUGCCAACGACAAACCUAAGUACAUGGCCUUUGCUUCCACCACCUUUACCUCCCAUAAAUCUGGGUAACACCUCAUCAUACAGACCAAAGCAGUCCCCUUCGCAUCCCGAAUCACGGCCCAUACACUCGACCCCUUCUCUCAUCAAAGCAUCCCUAAUCCAUUACCCAUUUAUUUUGACCCCCAAUAUUAUGAAACACAAAUUCAUAAAUAACACUCGGUCCUCCGCGUUGAGCUUCUCAAAACAGCACUCCACCACCUCCCUAAAAGUCCAUAUAUUACGGAGUAUGUAGUUUUACAUUGUAUUCUUCAAAUAUUUGUACUCCAGAAUUCAAGAAUUCAAUGCAGUAUAUGCAAUGGGAGGUUUUCAAUUUUUCAAUAAUAAAUUGAAAGAAAGUUACUCUGUA
Messenger RNA from Spinacia oleracea (spinach), 3796 nucleotides. RefSeq names its product CSC1-like protein At4g35870. Bases 203 to 2605 code for a protein of 800 amino acids. Lineage: Eukaryota; Viridiplantae; Streptophyta; Magnoliopsida; Caryophyllales; Amaranthaceae. Gene Ontology annotation, molecular function: calcium-activated cation channel activity. Gene Ontology annotation, cellular component: plasma membrane. The transcript is spliced from 4 exons. The record is from RefSeq and is a predicted model, not a curated record.